Messenger RNA from Bicyclus anynana (squinting bush brown), 2038 nucleotides. RefSeq names its product disintegrin and metalloproteinase domain-containing protein 12. The transcript has 12 exons. Gene Ontology annotation, molecular function: metalloendopeptidase activity. The record is from RefSeq and is a predicted model, not a curated record. Lineage: Eukaryota; Metazoa; Arthropoda; Insecta; Lepidoptera; Nymphalidae. Bases 98 to 1885 code for a protein of 595 amino acids. Gene Ontology annotation, biological process: membrane protein ectodomain proteolysis.
AAAGAUUAGUUACUUAAUUAUUACUAUUAUAAUUAAAUAAUUUAUUAAUAAUUAAAUAAAUUACAAGUGUGAAUGUAGCUUAAAAUAUUUUGUAAAAAUGCGUGGUAUGUUUUCGUGUUUGGUGGUGCUUUUACCGAUUUUGAUAAAUGUUAGCCAAGCACACAAGUAUAAAAAACCUCCUGCGUCGGAUUUCAGCCGACAGAGUGUAGUGCAGCCUGUGGUACAUCAUGGACGAACGAAAAGAGAGAUGGUAUCUCCGACACACGCGUAUAAACGAGAUGCCCCAAACGAUACAGAAGUCCGCGGUCCAUUCAAGAUGGACAAGAAGUCUCGCUUCGUUGAGCUGGUGCUAGUUGCUGACAACGCCGUGUAUAAAGCCAAUGGGGAAAAUUUACAGAGUGUACACAGACAGAUGAAGGACAUUGCUAAUAGUAUGAACUCUCUAUUUGCACCGCUAAAUAUCUUCAUAACACUGGUAGGCGUCGAAGUAUGGACGGAACAUGACAAAAUAGAAUUAUCUGAUGAUGGAGAUGCGACACUAACCAAGUUCUUGCGAUACAGAAAGGAUUCGCUAAACAGUCGACUGCCCAAUGAUAAUGCCCAGUUGAUAACGAUGCAAAGAUUCACAGAUGGCGUUAUAGGAAAACACUUAAAGGGGCCGAUUUGCACUUCGGAAUAUUCUGGGGGUGUUGCCACGAACGUCUCUAAGGUUAUUGGGGUUGUGGCUACUAACAUUGCUCACGGGUUGGGGCACAAUUUUGGAAUGGAGCACGACAUCGGGUCAUUCUGCGACUGUCCUGACGACAAAUGUAUCAUGACUCGAACAUUUGGACCUAUUCCCCCUACACGCUGGUCUCUUUGCAGCCGACAAGAUCUUAACCUUGCUUUUGAACGUGGAAUGGAUCACUGCUUACGCAACAAGCCUAAGCGGCUAUUCGACUCGCCGUCAUGUGGCAACGGGUUCGUAGAGCCGGGCGAGCAAUGCGACUGCGGGCUGAAUCCCCUCCCUGCAUGCACCGCAUGCUGCGAAGCGGAGACAUGCAUGCUGAGGAGCAAUGCUACGUGCGCUACUGGGGAAUGCUGUGAUAUACGGUCAUGUAAGCUACAGACAGCCAGCACAGUUUGUAGAACCACUGAAGGCGACUGCGAUUUGCCCGAAUACUGCACUGGAAACUCGGAAUUCUGUCCAAGAGAUGUUUACAAAAUGGACGCCACGCCGUGUUCUAAUAAUCAGGCGUACUGCGUGCAGGGCUCAUGUCGUACUCAUACGGACCAAUGCCGCCUGCUGUGGGGCUCCACGGGCUUGAACGCUGAGGACAAGUGUUACGAUUUAAACACUAAGGGUGAUAAGAAAGGUAACUGUGGGAUUAUUGUCACAGAAAACUCGAAGUCUUUUGAUCCGUGCGCAGUGGAGCACGCACGGUGCGGUCGGUUGCAUUGCAAGCAUCUAAACGAGCGGUUAGAGUACGGGAUGGAGUCCGUCUCCAUGCUGAGCUCCGUGUUUAUAAACACUAACGGUACUAUAAUCCCCUGCCGUUCUGCAAUUAUCGAUUUGGGAACACAAGACGUCGAUCCCGGGUUGGUGCCUGAUGGAGCGAAGUGCGGGGAAGACAAGAUGUGUUUGAAACAGAAGUGCGUGUCGGUGCUAGCGAUGCGCGAGCAGAUGUCUCGCCGCGAGUCGUCCGUCUGUCCGUCCGACUGCUCCGGACAUGGCGUCUGCAACUCCGAGGGCCACUGCCAUUGCAACGCUGGAUACGCGCCGCCUCUGUGCGCUGAGUCCGGCACUGGCGGCUCCGUGGACUCCGGCCCAGCGCAGUUCCCUGACUUUAAGCCCAAAUUUGACUUACACUUUGGACUUACUGGAUGGAAAUGGAGCUACGAUUGAAUCAUUUCAUUUGUAUGUCACCGUUAAAUUGUAAAAUAUGUUAGUUUUUUAAUCUCACUCGCGAUAUUGUAAUCUGUCGAUAUAUUGUGAACUGAACAUACUGAUUACAAUUUAACGUGCUAUUUUUCGGUAUAUUAUAAUAUAUCGAAGUGA